Molecule: messenger RNA, 1770 nt
Organism: Ilyonectria robusta
Lineage: Eukaryota; Fungi; Ascomycota; Sordariomycetes; Hypocreales; Nectriaceae
Product: amino acid/polyamine transporter I
Exons: 1
Coding region: 134-1669 (511 amino acids)
Biological process (GO): transmembrane transport
Cellular component (GO): membrane
Molecular function (GO): transmembrane transporter activity
Source: RefSeq, a predicted model, not a curated record
AUUCUUCGUCGGGUACAAUUGCCCCAUAACUCAAUCCACCACCCAACGCACACCACUCUUUAACUAGCAACUUCCCAACCGUUCAAGCCAAAUCAUCUCUCACAUAGACUCCUGCUUUUGUCAAUGCGGUACCAUGGACUCGCCAACCAACAACCCGGACGAUGAAUCCCCGAUCGAAAAACUUCAGAAAGACGACGCAACCUCGCACCACGAAGGCGAGAUAGCCUUGAAGCCACGUUUCGGCUUUUGGACAUUGCUAGGAUACCAGAUGAUGGUCAUGGCCUCUUGGUCCAACUAUCUCGUCACCAUUGGUGUAUCGGUCGACGUCGGCGGCCCUGUUGGCUUCCUCUACGGCACCAUCGUCGUGGGUUUCUUCCAACUGUUGACUGUCCUGGCAAUGGCCGAGCUUGCAUCUGCUUGGCCACAUCCCGGCGGUCCCCUGUUUUGGAUAACAAAACUCGUGCCAGGCCGUAUCGGACCAACUGUUUCCUUCUUCAUGGGAUGGAUCAACGUUCUCGCAUAUGCCUCGCCCCUGGCAUCUGCAGGCUUCUCCUCCACACAAGUCCUCGCCGCGCUUAUCACCAACGUAUAUGGCUACGAAUGGAGCAGCUGGCAAAUGUGUCUAAUGUACUGGGGUCUUGCCAUCGCAUUUGUCCCCGUCAGCUUGCGGCCUGCGUUUAUGCCUAUGUGGAGCAUGGCCGCCCUGAUAUGUCUUCUGGGCACUCUGGUAGUUACUAUCGGUCUCUGGGUCUCUCACAUCCAGCCCCAAACGACCAGUUUUGUUUUCACGAAAUUCGUCAACAAUACAGGGUGGUCAAAUAAUGGGUUCGUCUUCGUCUUGUCCCUGGUACAAACGACGUACGCCAUGUCGGGCCUCGAGGCAGCGACACACAUGUCUUUCGAAACCAAGAACCCAAAGCGUACGGUUCCACUCGUUUUGGUGUCUUCUGUUGCCAUUUCGACCAUUCUCUGCUUUGGGUUUGCCAUCCUUCUCCUCUUCGCCCUCCGCCCUCUCGACAGCCUCGUCAACUCUUCCCUCGGCGCCAUCUACAUCCAGCUGUACGUCAACUCAGCUGGAAGAGCCGGCGGCCUGGCCGUGGCAACCAUAAUCAUGGUUGUGCUAAACCAAUUUUGCGGAACUCAGCUGAUCGCCGCUGGCUCUCGUGUUGUAUGGGCUCUGGCCCGCAUGGGAUGGGUUCCUUAUUCGUCCGUGUUUGAGCGCGUCAAUCAUGAAACCGGUGCCCCAGUGAAUGCGACAUUUCUCACUCUUGGUUUAAGUCUGUUGUUUGGUCUGCUCUAUAUUGCGAGUGAGACUGCUUGGAAUGCCGUGGCUAGCUGUGUCGUUGGGGCGUUCCAGAUUACGUACAUUGCACCACUUAUUGUGCUGAUGAUUCAAGGACGCUCAGCCCUCCCAACUCGCUAUUUCAAUCUGGACAAAGUCCCUGGACUUGGAUACAUCAUAGAUAUCCUCGCCAUCUUGUGGGGUAUCUGCAUCUUCUUGGUUUCACUAUUUCCCGUCGACAUGCAGGUUACGGCAUCGACAAUGAACUAUUGUAUCGUCGUGUUUGGCUUCUGUGCUGUGGUAUUGAUUCCAUAUUGGAUGUUAUCUGCCAAGUACAAGGUAGGGUCUGAGGGUACCGGAGGAGACGUUGCUAAUAUGCUUCACUGAUUGACGAUGGAAAUCCUGGUUUAUGGAAAGAACUUUUGCGCAUUUGUAUACUAUUCCCCAUAUCACCACAUAUCUUUCUAUCUAAAUAUUCUUUGUCUCGU